Lytechinus pictus (painted urchin) is the source of this 7184-nucleotide messenger RNA. RefSeq lists its product as uncharacterized. Gene Ontology annotation, molecular function: protein binding. The record is from RefSeq and is a predicted model, not a curated record. The transcript has 6 exons. The coding region runs from base 274 to 3033 and encodes 919 amino acids. NCBI's taxonomy places the organism in Eukaryota, Metazoa, Echinodermata, Echinoidea, Temnopleuroida, Toxopneustidae.
GUUCUGGAAAUAUGAUGAAGAAUGAGAUCCUAUAAACUGCAUUGCUCGUACACUGACGUUGACGUGUACGGCUACUAGUACUACGAUAGGCAGGCCGCCUGCUAUAUCUUAGAUAUAGCUAGAUCUAUGUACGUGUAUUUCGAAAAGAAAACCCGACAGAUGUUGAUCUGGAAAAUGACAGAAAUUUAGCAGAAAUGUAGCUUCUUUAUCGUGAGUCAUCGUGUGAAGUAGUUAAGAGAAUAUCUAAGCUAAUUAAACUAUGUACAUUUUUGUAUGAAAUCGUCUCCCAUCAUGACAAUGCAGCUGUCAUUUUGUGUCGCGUUUGCUGCUGCUGUUGUGAUCGUGUGUGUCAAUCGGGUGACGGGUUACUUGCCCGUGGAUGCAUAUGACAAUGGUCAUGUUGGAAAGAAAGGCAGCCCAAGAUACGCAGACUAUGGUCUCCUUGAAGUUGAUGCCCCUCCAUCAAGUUGCACAAGGGAAGCUGACUAUGAAAUCAGCCAAAAUUAUAUAAUAAGAACAAAAGACUCCAAACAAAAUGGUGCAAACUUUGUUGCUGCCUUAUCGGUGAGAACAUUCGAUGUGUGUUUGGAGCAGUGCUGUUUGAAAGAAAACUGUGACACAACCAUUUUUGUUGGAGAAGCAUACAGGAGCGAGGAAACAAACUGCUUUCUUUUUGUAUGCCGACCGGAUGGAAAGUAUGGAGAUAAUCGUUGCUUGUUCACGUAUCAUCUGGGAUAUAUUAGUAGUAUGAAGAAAGCAUUGGGAGGAUUCGAAGGAUAUGCAUCGGAUCCAAUUACAACAGCAAUACCUGUUCAACAAAUAGAGACAACAACAAAGCCAACACCACCACCUAAACAGUUUCCACCAAUUGAACCAGAUUCAAACUGCCCAGAAGGUUAUUUUGAGUGUGAUUCUGGUCAGUGUAUUAAUGAACUGUACAUCUGUAAUUCUGUGCUGGAUUGUGAUGAUGGUACUGAUGAAUAUGGCUGUAAUCCACAAGAACCACCUCCAGCAGAAAAGACCAAUGCUGAUCAAGACAUGUUUACAGAAGACCAGAAACUACCCCAGUCUCAUCUUAUCCCUCCUACUAAUCCACCUAACAUACCCAAUAAAUAUUCUGCUGAUGCUGAGCCUGGUCCAUCUAUCAAAGGAGAAGCUGAUCAGACUCUGGCUGACCAGCUGAAUGACCAAUCACCAUCAGAGAAUGUUGCCAAGGGUACGAAUACCAUGCAAGAUCCAAACCAGAGUAAUCGAGAGAAGGAACUUUCUGACGUGAAGCUCAGACUGCAGGAUGAAAGCAGGGGAAGAUUGCCACAAGUAUUAGAUAACCAAGAAGCUGAUAAGGAUGAGGAUCAAGACCAGUUUCCCGAACUUGAGUGCCAUGGUACCACAUGCUUUGAAAUCCAGCCAGAUGGAGGAAAGACUAGGUUUGGGGGUGUUCUUGAUGAAGAACAAGAUGAAGAGGUAGAAAGAGAAAGGGUGGAUGAAGAAGAAAAUCUUAAACCCAGGCCAGAAAACCAACAAAAAAACCCUCUGGACACACACCAAAGAAAUCUUGAGAGAGAAGAAUACCAGACAGGGGAUUUGAGAGACGACGAUGAGAACUAUCAAGGUCCUCAGCGGGCAAAGUUGCUGGAUUACAAGGAGGAUGCUGCAAAAUUCUUGUUUGACAAGAGUACAGGAGAAUACAGAUUGGAUGAGGAAAGCAACACCAAAUAUGACGUCAUUGGCAAAGGUGAUGAAAGAGAUGAGCAGAGAGAUGAUGAGGGAAGAGGUGGCAGAUAUUUAGAUGACAAGCAUCUGUCAGAUGUUGAAGACAGGGAUGCCUCUGAGCAGAGAGUGCUGGACUAUGAUCCAAUUGAUAGGAAGAUAAUUAGUGAUCAUGAUGUGGGUAUGAAGCAUCCAGCUGAUGUCCAAUCAACCAGAAAUGAUGCAUAUAGAGAUGGAGACACUGACAGACAGGAUAGACCUCCUCUUCGAGAUGGUAACAAGAACCGGGGAUUCCCAAAUAAACCUCUCAAACCUCGUCCACCAACCCAGCCACCUGUAAGGCAAGGCGUCUCGAAUUCUGAACCACAUCUGGGAGCAGGAUAUGGCUACAAUAGUGACUACUACAGCUAUUACUAUCAGCCUUAUGGACAAACCCAAGAUCGUUCCAGGUCCCAGCAAGCACAGAAUAGCAAAUGGCAGGUUGACAGGAGUAGACAGGACUCGUAUGGUGGUAGACACUCACAGGUUGCUUCUAACUACCAGUCAAAGAACAAACCCCACAGAGUACCUGAGACCCAAUAUGAUGACAGAAGCCGAUAUGGAACAAACACCGAUGUCUACAGUAAUAUCAGAUACCACAAAGUAUCAGACAUGACUUCAGAUCAUAGAAAAAACCAGAGACCGGUUGACGAUGUGCAGACAAGGCCUCGGUACAACAGCCUGUGGAAUACCUGGCCUAACGACUACUCCAGCAGUGUCAUUCCCGAGAAUGAUCUUUCGUUGAAGAACAUCGACAGGGAUCGCCAGUAUGAGAUGUCCUCCUCGUCAAAGAGUAGAAACCAUCUCAAAGGGCACAAGCUUAAUGGUAUAGCUGCUGAUGACAAUGCCCUGGCACCCCCUAAAUCUAACCCCACUUCCACCACAACCCUUUCCUCUAUCCAUCUAGCUGUUGUAACCCAAGCCCCUGUUCCUAUUGAUGAGAAUGCCCCACAAUCUGUAGAAGUUGUGACGGUGGUGGCUCCGCCCAAUGAAGCAGUGACUGAUGGGAAAGCUAAGGAUGAUGGGAAGGUGAAUGACACUAAUGUGUUAACACAACAGGACGGUCCCAAUAUGCUUGAGAUGGUUCCAGAGUCCCAUGGAGGAAGCGGGAUGCCCCCAGCCAGUAGCGCUAUCUUACCCCUGGUCAUCGGCCUGGUCAUCACCGUCUGUCUUCUCUUGAUGGUUGGAUGUCGUCUGCGCUACAUGAAUCAAAGGCUGCGCUAUGGACGUCUCAAGACCAGUGCACAUGAUGCGGACUACCUUAUCAAUGGAAUGUACCUCUGAUUGCAAAAUGUGGAGUAGCAGAGUAGGGGGCUUCUUGUGCCCCUUUCUGUACAGUGUACUAAUGUGAUAUCAUUGGCUUUGCCAUUCUGGAGUAUCCUGGGGUUAAGAUGGCAAAGAGGUAUUCGAAAAGUGAAUAUAGUCCAAGGUAUCUUCUGUAGUGACAAAGGUGUCGCUUUUGCAAUACCAUGUACUUUGCUGGGAAUGCAUAGCCAUGAAACCAAAUUUGAUUUGUUAGCAGCCAUCUUAAGGGGUACAGGAAUUUGAAAUCAGAAAUUUACCUGGGCAGUUGCUCUUAAAAGUUUUAUAGGACUACCAAAUGUUCCUUACUGCAAAUUGAUUUUAUUAUUUCUUGAUGCAGUACAGGUAACAAAACACCUUUCGCUUUGAGUACUAUUAUCAUUAUGUUAAUUUGUUUUUAACAUAAUACAUUCAGGUAUUCAUGUAUUUAACCUCAAACAACCAUCAUGCAAUGGAUUGUUGAAAGAAUUAAUGUUCCUAUGUUAUUAAAUCUGUAUUUGUUGCAUUGGAUGAAUUCAAAAUUUACACUCCUAACUUCUAACCAACGUCACAGAAUUGACCUUUUUUCUCAGUAGAUGACUGCAAGUUUGACAACUACAGAUGUAACUACUUAUGCCAACAGAUCUAUUGUCACAUUACAAAUGUUAUGUGUAUAGUUGAGGUUGCACUGCUUUGAUCUUUUCAACUUUUAAAUUGUCAAAAAAAGAGAAAAAAAAUACUGAUGUAUGUAUUUUUUUUAUCAAAUGAAAUAAAUAUGUAGAAAAAACUGGUUUUAUUGAACAUUGACUGUAUUAGCAGAUUCCCUAGAUCUGUGUACAUUAUGCAUUUAAUUCUAGUGAUGGUUAUUUACUUCUUUUCUACUGCUGUUAAUAAUAUUGGUGUAUAUUAUUAUUUAUUGGUGUACAGUUGCCAGUGGUUUAGUAAAAAUGGAGCAAUUUUCAUUCUAGUGUACUAGUUUACAAGUAAUUGUAAAGUGUUGUGUUGCCCAGUACUUUACCACCAUUUGCUUAUGUUCAUUUGUGUAAAUUUGUCACUGAAAUUUAAAUCAUCAUCAAAAUAUACACCUUUCUACUAAUUUACCUACAAUGAAUGGGCUCAAGAAAGACAUGAUCCACAUGGAAUAUACAUGUGAAUGAGGGCAUUAUAUCCUAUUUUCUUUUAGGAACAAAUAAACUUCUUUGUCAAGGAAGAAAAAAAAAAUUGUUGUGAAAUGUACGAAAAUUAAAAAUCAAUGAUCUCGACAUGAGAGUUGAUAAAAAUAAGCAAAAAAGAUUUUAGAAAUAUAUAUUCUCACUGAGCUUGGUUAUGACUGUUGUCUUCAUUACCAGGUCCCUUGGAGAGGAUCCAAACUCUGGGUUAUCUAGGUAAUUAAGUCACAAGCAUUUGUGUUUAGUAUCUGGUUUAUAUUAUAGGAAGAAAACCUUCAAGUUCAAGCAGUGUUCAUAUAAAGUAUGGCAUAAAGUCAAUGUUGGAGUACUUAUAUUGUGGGUGUCAUUAAUACACAUGUAUGUUAAAGUUACUAUAUUACAUCUGUUCUUUGAGGGCACAUGUGUAGGAAGAACUCAAAAUUACAUGCCCUUUUAGGUGAUAUUCUGUACUCUGAUAUAAAGUCAAAUCUACUAUUACGUAUUGUAUUUACUAUGACAUGUUUUAUACUCGUGGUUUUAGUGUUUAUGGUGUUCAUUGAUGUAUUUUGUAUUCACGUUCAAUUUACCCGUAUAAAAGUAUUAAUUUAUAUCUUAUGCACAAAAUGUGAUGUUAGUAAAUCAUUUAUAAUGAAAACCUGAAUGAUCUUUCCAUACCAUUCCAGAUCCGUUUAUACUUGUAAGUGGCUGAUUUAUUUAUGAUUUUUAUUUGGUCAAGUCCUAAAGUUCUAAGUUAUUUUUGGCUGACAUUAUUUGAUGGGAAUGUGCAUUAAAUGAAUUCAUUUUAUUCAGAAAUUCUUUCAUUUCAUAUUUUUUUAGAUAUCUUUCAUGAUUCUAGUGGUGUUUCGAGGGGGGGGGGGGGGGGAAUUGUUGUGUGCACCACUAAUUGGAGGGAGGGGUGUAAAAAAGACAAAGUAAGAAAAGAAACAAAUUAAAUGUUUAAUCUAAUGAAUGACCAAAGAAACCACCAUUAAAAGUCAGAAGAGGAUGUUACUCUUUCAAGAUGUUUAAGAGGUUUUGGGGGUGAUUUCUGCACUUGCCCGGAUGCUGUUAUACUUAGAGAUGCCAAUUAACUACUGACUGUAGAUUGUUUUAAGCUUUACUGAUCUAUUCUAUUUAUGAAUCUACACAGAGAUAUAGAGAUUUUAUUUUGAAUGAUGUACAAUUUUACCAUUGUCAGAUUCAUAAAAAGCAAAACUAUACUCACAGAAUCAUUCUGUACUAUUAUUGGAAUGUGAUUUCUUUAAUGAAAAUACUUCUUUAAUUAGAGGUGUGUUUGAUUUAACUCUGUACAAGAAAAUACUUGAAAAAUAUAUAAGAUAUGUAGUACUUUAAGUGCAACGUACUGCUUAUUCUCAUCAGUGUUGUAGCCAUUUUAGUUUUCUGUAAUCUUAUAACAUACAUAUUCUCUUGUGGCAGCCUCCAUCCCAAUUAUUGUACUUGACCGUCCUGUCCAGCUGUUUUGUUUUAUAGUCUUAAUGUUUUGAAAAAGUACAUAUUUUGAAAUCCAAAUUAAAACUUAGCUCAGUUUUAAAUUGAUGUUUAAUUUUAUUUAUGUGCAAAGUACUAGUGUAUAUGUAUGUACAGGUUUUGUGAAGAAGAGGAGAUCUACAUGUACACACGUUAUUGAUAACUCCCUCCUCAGCUGGUGAUUUGAAUGUUGAUUUCACCUUAAUACAUGUAGAUGAAACCUCAAUCACAGAUUUUUCACAGUACUUUUUUUUGUUCCUGAGAAUGGAUAAGACCUUGUGGUAUUGUGUUUCAUUGUAAUACCUUAUUUAUUAUUUGUUUAAAUGACAUUUGUUUCAUGCAAGAAAAUAGUUUGAUUUUGUUGGAACUGUGCAAGUAUUUUCAGUGUGUGUUUUCAUUUUGUACUUUGUGAUGCAAAACCUGUUAGCACCGCUUUAUUUUCUUUUUGAGUUCUUAUCCCUUGUGUAAAUAUCACUAUCUUUUAUUUCAUUUGGAAAAAGGGAUCAUUGGAGAUUGGAGUAUAGAAAAUUAAACUUGUGAGUUACAUUAUAGAAAUAGUCUGUCAAACAUAUUUUUAUUUCAUGUAUUAUGAAAAUAUAAUUUAUUUGAGAUUUCUUGCUCUUUUUUUAUUGAUGUAUGCAAUAUGAAAAAAAAAUGAGGGUAGGGUGGUUAGCAUGAUACAAUAAAAUAUUUUUAACAAACUGUAUUAGUUUAAAAGUCACACAUGAAUGAAUUGAAUUGAAUUGCUAAAGCAGUAAAUUCCAAUUUUUCUAGUACAACAUUAUAAGCAAGUAGAUAUUGAAAGCUUGUUGCUUGUGAAUGAAGUAGCAGCAUACUUUGUAUGAUGUAUACAUAUCCUCUAAUUAUGAAAUAUUGUAUAGCACAUUUUUGUAAACACAUGAUACAACACUUCAGGUUGAAAUUGUGAUGCUUGUAAAUGAGGCUCACUGCCCCCUCUUUAGUACUUCUAAAAUGUAGGUGUCAAUGGGAUGGAAAGAAUGAUGAUUGUGUUUAGACAGUGAAGCAUUAUGCAUUUUGACGUCCGAACAGACCAAUCAUAUCCCUCGAUCAUCACCCUCGUAUUGUGCAUGCUGGUACUGAAUACCAGUAGAUAUUUAUGCACACAGAAUAUUGCACUUGGUUCAUAUUCAUGUACUAAUAUGAAGUGAUAAGAAGGAUGUCAUUUACUGGUAUCUACUUUGUGAUUGGAUUAUAAUGGAAUACUACUAAUCGUUCAUUAUGAGAAAUGUAAUUCUUUUUGCAAAUAUGCACACUCUAUUUUCACAAUAUAUAAAAAUAAACUGACACUUAUUUAUACAUAAUAUGUAAAGAAAAACAUGUGUACUGGUAUUGUUACCAUGUUUGAAUACUUAGAUUCAAAUCAAUAGAUUGAAGGAACUUAAAUGUUGCCUAAUCACUGGCUAUUUCUUGGUUUUGUGAGUAAUUGGUGGACUUUGUAUGAUAAAUUCUUGUAUUUUGUCAUAGUUCUUGGAUAAAUAUGUAACUAAAACAACAUAA